AUGGCGCGGAGGACUGACGAGCUUGCCGACGGAGAUCGGGCAGCUCACCUCGCCGAAAAUCAACUGACGAGCGUGCCGGCGGAGAUCGGGCAUCUCACGUCGCUGGAGAGGUUGGAGCUCAACCACAAUGAGCUGACGAGAGUGCCAGCGGAGAUCGGGCUGCUCACGUCGCUGAGGGCGUUGUCCCUCAGCAGCAACAAGCUGACGAGCGUGCCGGUGGAGAUCGGGCAGCUUACGUCGCUGACGGCGUUGUUCCUCGGCGACAAUCUGCUGACGCGCGUACCGGCGGAGGUCGGGCAGCUAGCGUCGCUGGAGGGGUUGUUCCUCGGCGACAAUCGGCUAACGAGCGUGCUGGCGGAGAUCGGGCAGCUCACGUCGCUGACGGAGUUGAGCCUUGGCAAUAAUCAGCUGACGAGCUUGCCGGCGGAGAUCGGGCGGCUCACGUCGCUGACAGCGUUGUUACUCUACGACAAUCAGCUGACGAGCGUGCCGGCAGAGAUUGGGCAGCUCACGUCGCUGGUGAAGCUGAGCCUCACCGAAAAUCAGCUGACGAGCUUGCCGGCGGAGAUCGGGCAGCUCACGUCGCUGACGGAGCUGUACCUCUACGGCAAUCAGCUGACGAGCGUGCCGGCGGAGAUCGGGCAGCUCACGUCGCUGGUGAGGUUGUAUCUCGGCGACAAUCGGCUGACGAGCGUGCCGGCUGCGAUACGCGAGCUCAGAGCGGCGGGCUGCAAUGUGCGCAUGGAUAACGGCGUGACGGUGGACGAGUGA
Molecule: messenger RNA, 771 nt
Organism: Micromonas commoda
Lineage: Eukaryota; Viridiplantae; Chlorophyta; Mamiellophyceae; Mamiellales; Mamiellaceae
Exons: 2
Coding region: 1-771 (256 amino acids)
Molecular function (GO): protein binding
Source: RefSeq, a predicted model, not a curated record